AAGACGUCAUCAAAACGCGACGACGUCGGGCGGAAGUACGCCACUAAAUAUGGCUGUCAUAACAUAACUGUAAACAUUCCAAUUUACUUGGGUUUUUAUUUGCCUUAAACGUUUCGGCGGCAACCUGCCAGAAAUCGAAAAGCAGAGCAUUUUUUUUUUUUUUUUUUGCGACGUAUGGCAACGGACGGGGAACUCGAAUGUGUCCACCGGCCUCGGGCAUGUCUGUGUGUCCUCUGCGGGCUUCCUGCCGCCGGGAAGUCGUCCUUGUCCCGGACUCUUUGUCUCUCUGCGAGUCGCAGCGGUUGGAGAGUGGCUGUUGUGCACUACGACGAGCUGAUCCCAGAUCAGGCUUUUCACGCCAGAGAGCCGGAGGAGCAAACUGAAUGGAAACUCCACAGACACGCAGUGUUGCAGCGCAUCGAGGAGUUCCUAAAGAAUCCCAAAACCUCGCUCGAGCUUCCCGGCGGCUGCAGGAUCGAGGGGGCUGCGUGGGAACGAUGCAUAAGACCCCUCCUGGACCCCCCUCUGGGCCACCAGGCGCCGCUCCUGUUCCUACUGGAUGACAACUUCUACUACCCGAGCAUGAGAUACGAGGUCUACCAACUGGCCAGAAAGUAUUCGCUCGGCUUUUGCCAGGUGCACGUGCAGUGCUGCUUGGAGUCGUGCGUCAGCAGGAACAACAGCAGGCCACGCCCCGUCCCCGCCGAGGUGCUGGUGGCCAUGGAGAAGCGUUUGGUUCGGCCGAAUCCUAGGAAAAACCAGUGGGAGGCGAAGAGCGUUUCAGUCGAGGCGACGGACGACGUUUCGGAAUGUGACGUUCAGAAUGUGCUGGAGUUGAUCUGGUCUGCACUCAACGACCCCUUAAGUCCAGUUGAGGACAACACGGAGCAAAAGGAGGCGGACCGGCAGAAAUGUGCCGCCAGCGUGGUUCACCAGGCCGACCAGGCCUGUCGACGCCUCGUCUCUGAAGCUAUGAAGAAAGCCAGAGACAGCGGAGUGUCCUCGGAACACAUGAGGUCCUUGGCCGCUCAGCUCAACCAAUCCAAAGUGCAAUUCCUCCAAAACGUGCGCAAACAUUUUCUCCAGGAGGCGCCUUUUAUUCGAGAAGAGGACGUCGACGUGGAACAUGCGGUGAAGAGAGCCGUGGGACUUUUUGACCGCGACGUAGAGGAAAUACUGUCCAGAAUAAUGACGGUCAAGGACCAAUCAGGAAUGGCGACACGAUUUUACCAAUAAAUCUAAUGACAAUGGCAUUUAUUGAAACAUGUUUAUGUGCACAAUAUCUACACAUAGUAUUAUAUUUGCAUGGUCCUAUUUUGGUAGCUAAUAUUUUUAUAUUUUAACACAAAAAACUGACUUAGAAGAAUUUUAACUUCACUGGCCACAGUCACCGAAAAUACAAAAAGAAAGUAAAAAUCCAUGUUUGUAGUGAAGUAUAUUUCUGGUCUUGACAUCCUCCGGAGAAAAGUUAAAAGUUAAAGUACCAAUGAUUGUCUCACACACACACUAAGUGUGGCAAAAUUAUUCUCUGCAUUUCACCCUUGAUCACCCCCUUGGAGGUGAGGGGAGCAGUGAGCAGCAGCGGUGUCCGCGCCCGGGAAUCAUUUUUUGGUGAUUUAACCCCCAAUUCCAACCCUUGAUGCUGAGUGCCAAGCAGGGAGAUAAUGCGUCCAAUUUUUGGGGGUUUGAACUCACGACCCGCCGAUCUCAGGGCGGACACUCUAACCACUAGGCCACUGACUUUGUGAAGAAUGGCGACAUGGCAGUGGGGCCGGAUCAAAAGAGACACCGAAGACGCUUUACCGAACCAAAAUUUGCUUUAUUACAAGCAUCAUUAUACAGGACUGCAGUACCUGGAGGAGGUCAAGUCAAAAAAAAAAAUGAGGCACUCCUAACUUGGAGGAGCCGAACCCCAGUCUUAUAUUCCUUCUGGGGACGGCGUGGCGAAGUUGGUAGAGUGGCUGUGCCAGCAAUCUGAGGGUUACUGGUUCAAUCCCCACCUUCUACCGUCCUAGUCACGUCCGUUGUGUCCUUGGGCAAGACACUUCACCCUUGCUCCUGAUGGGUCCUGGUGAGCGCCUUGCAUGGCAGCUCCCGUCGUCAGUGUGUGAAUGGGUGAAUGUGGAAAUACUGUCAAAGCGCUUUGGGCUCCUUAAAAAGGGGUAGAAAAGCACUAUACAAGUACAACCCAUUUACCAUUCUGUCUGGGUGUGUGUUCAUUCAGGAUGGUACAACCUGACCAUGUAAGGAGAUAUUGAUUGAUUGAUUAAAACUUUUAUUAUUAGAUUGCACAGAUCAGUACAUAUUCCGUACAAUUGACCACUAAUUGGUAACACCCGAAUAAGUUUUUCAACUCCACGUAAAUCAAUUCAUGGUAAUUUGUGUGUAAGUGACUGGGAAGACAACAGAUGUAUACCAUAACUCGUAGGUUGACGUUAAGAUAAAAAUGGAAUCUUUCCUCCAGGAUAGAGCUAUCACUUUUGAAUUUAUUGCCCCUUCUCAUGAGAGAGUUAACCCAGUCCACAUACAAAUCUUCAACUAAGGCUCAUUAAUUUAUUAUGGGCUCAACCAUUAUUUACUUAAACCCGGUGGUUCGCUUUCUCCAAGUUGAAUAUAAACAUUCACCAUAAGUAGAACAUAAUAUGAGUUAAUGAAUUCACUUCAGUAGAAAGUUACUAUUUACAGUAUACACAUAUUUUGUAUGUUAUAAAACAAAUUGACAUGUAUAAAAAAAGAAAUGUGUUAUUUACUUGUUGUUAAAUACUGUUCAUUUGUGAUUAAAGUGUUCCGUGUGCAGCUGCCUGUGUAAAAAAAAAAGGAGGUCCUUACAAAGAAAUUGGGUAAAAUGUACACACUCAGUCAAAUACGUACAUAGUCAUCCACUUAAAGGUAGGGGUGUAUUGAUACAUGUUUUUCACUUGAUGCGAUACUGAUAUUGGAGCUUUGAGUAUUGGUCGAUACCUGUAAUAAUCCGAUACGAUAUCAGCACGAAUCGUGGUGCAUACUUUUAUUUUGUAAUGGAGUGCACAAAAAUUGGUUUGCGGUUCUUAUUGAUCCUUAUUCUAAAUCGGUGAAUAAUUUUCAAAAUCUAUUUAAGAAAAAAAAAAUAUAUAUUGUUAAAUAAUAGAUUACUAAAAAGACGUUAUUAGGCCAUCUUUAUUCAAUCAAAAAGAUAUUUCCUAAUCUCAUUUGAAAAAUGUUCAUUAUAAUUAUUAUGCAACAUAAUAGCAUACUUGCCAACUUUGAGACCUCCGAUUUCGGGAGGUGGGGGGCGGGGCUUGGUUGGGGCGUGGUUAACAGAGGAGGAGUAUAUUUACAGCUGUCCAUCCAUCCAUUUCCUACCGCUUAUUCCCUUUGGGGUCGCGGGGUGCGCUGGUGCCUAUCUCAGCUACAAUCGGGCGGAAGGCAGUGUGUACACCCUGGACAAGUUGCCACCUCAUCGCAGUAUGUGUGGAAAUCUUUAUUAAGAAUUGAAUCACUUGUUUAUUUUUUGACAAGUUUUUAGUUAUUUUUAUAUCUUUUUUUCCAAAUAGUUCAAGAAAGAGCAAUAUUUUGCACUGUUAUACAAUUUAGUAAAUCAGAAACUGAUGACAUAGUGCUGUAUUUUACUUCUUUAUCUUUGUUUUUUCAACCAAAAAUGCUUUGCUCUGAUUAGGGGGUACUUGAAUUAAAAAAAAUGUUCACAGGGGGUACAUCACUGAAAAAAGGUUGAGAACCACUGCUCUAAAAGCCGUAGAUGUUAUUGUCACAUAUGCAUGUACAGUAGAUGGCAGUAUUGUCCUGUUUAAGAGUGUCACAACAUUGAUGUUUACGGCAGACGAACUGCUUUACGGUAGACGAAAACUUGACUGCUGUUGUUGUGUGUUGUUACCGCACUGGGGGAACGUUAAUGAAACUGCCUAGCAAUAAACCCACAUAAGAAACCAAGAACUCGCCCUCGAUCAUUCUACAGUUAUAACGUCAUUGGGCAGACACGCUGUUUUUAUUGUGGGAAAGCGGACGUGAAAACAGGAUGUCCUCACUCAGGUCCGCAUGGAGCUGGAGGGGGCGUAGCCUCCAGCUGCGCCUGAAUUUCAGGAGAUUUACGGGAAAAAAUUUGUCCAGGGAGGUUUUUGGGAGAGGCGCUGAAUUUCGGUAGUCUCCCGGAAAAUCCGGGAGGGUUGGCAAGUAUGCAUCAUAGAUUGCAAGAAUCGGUUUGAAUCAUGAAUCGUGUUGAAUUGUCACCCCAGGAGUCGGAUGGUAUCGUCAGGGCCCCAAAGAUUAACACCCCUAUUUUGUAGUUUUGAAUGUUAAAAAAAAAAAGGCUUGAGUAUGUGAAAUUAAUCAGAACAGUAAAAUGUAUGGAAAAAACAUUAACCCUAUGACAAAUUUAUGCUGUUGAAGUGGUCGAGAUGCCACCUCAGUAGAAACAUUUAAGUCUCACCUUAAAACUCAUUUGUAUACUCUAGCCUUUAAAUAGACUCCCUUUUUAGACCAGUUGAUCUGCCGUUUCUUUUCUUUUUCUUCUAUGUCCCACUCUCCCUUGUUAAGGGGGUCGGGUCCAAUCCGGUGGCCAUGUACUGUUUGCCUGUGUAUCGGCUGGGGACAUCUCUGCGAUGCUGAUCCGCCUCCGCUUGGGAUGGUUUCCUGCUGGCUCCGCUGUGAACGGGACUCUCGCUGCUGUGUUGGAUCCGCUUUGGACUGGACUCUCGCGACUGUGUUGGAUCCAUUAUAGAUUGAACUUUCACAGUAUCAUGUUAGACCCGCUCGACAUCCAUUGCUUUCCUCCUCUCCAAGGUUCUCAUAGUCCUCAUUGUCACCGACGUCCCACUGGGUCAUUAUUGUCACCGAUGUCCCACUGGGUGUGAGUUUUCCUUGCCCUUAUGUGGCCCUACCGAGGAUGUCGUGGUGGUUUGUGCAGCCCUUUGAGACACUAGUGAUUUAGGGCUAUAUAAGUAAACAUUGAUUGAUUGAUAAUAAUUUUUUUUGUUGUCGCAAUAAUUCAUUUAAAUUAAGUGCGUGACGCAGUAAGUCGAAUGAUGCGGACACGUCUGUUACUGGAUACUUUCUAAUACAAUGCUGCCUUUGAGACUUUGUAUAUGCAAGUAAUAUGCAACUAUACGUGUUUAUAUUGACAAAUAUCGAGUUUCAGUCUGCAAUAUUGUUCAAUUAAAGACACCUAUUACAAA
Molecule: messenger RNA, 5168 nt
Organism: Nerophis ophidion (straightnose pipefish)
Lineage: Eukaryota; Metazoa; Chordata; Actinopteri; Syngnathiformes; Syngnathidae
Gene: pstk
Product: L-seryl-tRNA(Sec) kinase
Exons: 6
Coding region: 175-1236 (353 amino acids)
Molecular function (GO): kinase activity; tRNA binding
Source: RefSeq, a predicted model, not a curated record